Messenger RNA from Dichotomopilus funicola, 597 nucleotides. RefSeq lists its product as uncharacterized. Bases 1 to 597 code for a protein of 198 amino acids. The record is from RefSeq and is a predicted model, not a curated record. The transcript has a single exon. NCBI's taxonomy places the organism in Eukaryota, Fungi, Ascomycota, Sordariomycetes, Sordariales, Chaetomiaceae.
AUGUCCUCGAAAGCAAACGACGAGGUCUCCUCCGGCCUAGCCAAGCUCUCGCUCAAAACCGCCGAGCUCACACCAACUAGCCAAUUCAAAGCCAAGGCUCCAAAAAAGAAAAAUGCCAGUCCCGUCGCAGACAGCUGGGAAGAUGAAGUCGACGAGGAUGACGAGGAGGCUUCAGGCGCCGAAGACACCACACCCAUAGCCUCUUCAUCCACCACUACCACUGCCCACGCAGGGACGUCAGCUCCCCCACCAACACCCAUGUCCCCCGUGGCCAACGCCACCAAAACCCGAGCAUUUUCUCCCCCGGCCACCCUAUCUGGACCAGCCGGCUUCACCAUCCCGCCCUUUGACGGUGCCGUGGACACCAACAGCAUUAAUGCGCCGCCGUCGAAGCGGCCCGAAAAAACGGAUGCUGUAGCCCGGCGCAUGAUUGCUAGUGCGCUAGGGAUGCGGGCGCCCAGGAUGACGGAUGAGCAAAAGGCGUAUGAUCGGGCGGUGCGGGAGAAGGAGAAGAAGCGGCGGGCGGAGGAGAAGGAACGAGAGAGGUUGGAAGAGGAAGAAAGAGAGAAGGCAAGGAAAGCGAUAUGGGAUGAUUGA